This is a messenger RNA of Didymosphaeria variabile, 1128 nucleotides long. RefSeq lists its product as uncharacterized. Gene Ontology annotation, cellular component: nucleus; cytoplasm. Lineage: Eukaryota; Fungi; Ascomycota; Dothideomycetes; Pleosporales; Didymosphaeriaceae. Gene Ontology annotation, molecular function: ATP hydrolysis activity; nicotinamide-nucleotide adenylyltransferase activity. The record is from RefSeq and is a predicted model, not a curated record. Bases 1 to 1128 code for a protein of 375 amino acids. The transcript is spliced from 2 exons.
AUGGCAACUUCGAACGAGUUGGAACUCGAAGGACUUCGAAGAAAGAUCUUUGAAUUCUAUGAUUCGCACUGUAAAUUCCAGGUCUUGAAAACUCUGGAACCUAAGAGACACAAUGGCGUUCCUCAAGAUCUUUUCGUUCUCGACGCCUGCUUCAAUCCACCAACGACAGCUCAUUUAUCUUUGGCCGCCUCCGCUUUCAAAGGUCACUAUUCCUCGUCUACAAGCAGAUUGGUGUUGUUGUUCUGCACCAAUGGAACAAGGAGAGCACCCAGCCCAGCUACUGUGGAGGAUCGAGUUGAGAUGAUCAGGCUUUUGGUCAUGGAGCUUCACGAACAGUAUCCUGAGUCGCUUGGCGCCGCUUUCGAUAUCGCCUUGACAAAGGAAACUACAUUUUUCAAGAAGAGUACAGCAAUUGCGACUGCUUCUCAAACCGAGUUCCCGGCGUUGUAUAGGGAGGCUGAGACUCAGCCCUGCAAACCUAGACAGAUCUUUCUCCUCGGAUCCGACAACUUCUUCAGGGUAUUGCAACCAGAGUUCUACCCAGGGUUUGAUCCUCCUUUGUCUGCGCUUGGUCCGCUCUUUGACAAUGCGAUAGAGUUUACCAAAGCGAACAGCAAGACAUCGACGACGGUUCAAUCGUUCGAGGCACUGGAGAAAGAUCUGCAAGAUGCAAAGGGUAAUAUUGAUCCUGGGUUGCUUCUAGAUCUAAGAAGUGCAAUGGCCAGCGUUUGGUCUCGACUGCUGCACUUUGAAACCAUCAUUGUCGUGGACGGCUUCAUGCUGUACCCUGACGAAGCGUUAAAGGACAUGUUUGACAUCAGACUCAUGCUGCGGGCAUCGCGCGAAGAGAGCUGGCGAAGAAGGUCGAGUGGGUAUGGCAACCUGAGCGAGGGCGAGAAAGAGUUUUGGCAGACAAAGGCGUACUUUGAUGCAUGUGUGUGGCACAAUUACGAGCUGGAGCACAGGCCGCUGUUUCCUGACGGUGACGUCCAAGGCCUUGUUGAUACUGAAGUCACAACUGUCUUGCAUGGAAUCGCAAUACAACCAGAAGUCGACUCCAGCUUCUCAGACACGCAUCGCUGGGUAGUCAAUGCAAUCAUCCAAGGUGUUGAGCGCAAGACUUCCUGA